CACUCUUUGUACAUAGAGACCUAAAUACUAUUCCUCAAUUCACCUAUUUUGUUGUUGUUCGCCCUUUGCCCUUCAUAUCUCCUACGUCUUCCACGGAAGUCCAUACUUCCCCGAUACCCAGUCCCAUCAUGACGCGAUUAAUACUUUCAACCUCGUAAGCUUCCCUCAUCCGCUGCUCACGCUGAAGAGCCUAUUGCUGAGCGCGAUACGAUACCAGCAAUAUUAUAACCGGCGGCCCCUCCAUAAUUAGAAAGCCAGGCACCGACAGAUCAAAUCUCGAGCUUACAAAUUCUCUCCGAGCGAACUUCCUCGCCGCCCAGGAGGACUGUUCCCCGCCCUUAUCUACCACAAAUGGAAAUAGCAGAAGCAGCGAAGAUGAACAGAGACGAUCGCCUCGGCCGCAAGUCUCAGUAUGGACAGCGCGCGAGGGAUCCGACUUUUACAUUCCUAGGAUAGACUGGUCAAUGUCGGGUCUUGCUGAAGAGCCGAGCCAAUACGACAUCACUGUCAAACUGUUCUAUCUGCCCGGUGCAGAUGUCAAAGAAAGAGCCAAACAUACUCGAGAUGCAAUAGACUUGGUUUUAAAGGAGCUGGGCGUCCAGUCAAUCGACCUUCUCAUUCUAUCCUUCCCCGGGAUGUCCUUUGAAGGUGAUUGCGAAUGGGAAGCAGAUAAGAAGAAUGCGCAACAGGGAAACGAUGAAGAGGAGAUUGAGACAUGGUCGGCAGUCGAGGAGCUAUACCAGCAGGGCGUCGUCAAGAAGUUAGGCUUGGCAGAGUUUGGCAGCGAGAAACUGGCACGUUUCCUGGCGCGAGUUAAGGUAAGGCCGCAGGUGGACCAGAUCAACGUCAAGGACUGUUGUAAUGUCCCCCCUCCUCUUGUCGAGCUGGCAAAAGCCGAGAAGAUCGAGCUCCUAACUCACUAUGACUGCACGGACAUCCUGCCCAGGGGCACUUUGAGGGAGCUUUUGGGUCAAGGACCUAAUGGCGCGGGAGUGUUUGCAGAAUCGAAGCAUGGUGAAGAUGGACUGAAAGGGGACCUGACUCCUGAAUGGGUAGUCAAAUACACAGCCGUUGUUCGGGACCGUGGGGUGAUCGAGAACAAAGGUUAUUUUGCAGUCGCAGAGCUGAGGGAGUGAGCGAGAGGUUUGAAAUCGUCAAUGUUCAGUUGCACAAAUGGGAGGUCCUGGUCGAUAGGCCGGAUAUGAAUGGGAGUUUGAAGCGUGCAUAGAGUUUCAGCAUCGGCAUGAAUCUUCGUCGUUCAAGGAGUUGUUAAAUAGAACCUCACAACCACACCUGGGGUGUGCGUGGAAUUUGCAAAUCCGAAUGAAUCAACCCAGCAUACUGCGUUUCCUACCUCUCAUCCUAACAUCCUCCAACCGCUUCAGAACCACAUCUGCCCCUUUAAAGCUCUUCCCAUAUGCGCCCAACACCACCUUGAACAGGCUCUCGGCUCUAGGAUGAGUGCUCCCAAAUGCCCGUUCCAGGACGUACAGAUCCACCGCCCGAUCCUCGUCCUGCGUACUCUGGCUCGCGAGCCCAAAAUCAAUGAGCACGAUAUCCCCCGCGAGCACGUCUCCCACCGCAGAAUCCCCGUCUGGCCCCGCG
This is a messenger RNA of Amorphotheca resinae ATCC 22711, 1605 nucleotides long. RefSeq lists its product as hypothetical. The transcript has a single exon. Gene Ontology annotation, cellular component: glutamate-cysteine ligase complex. Gene Ontology annotation, biological process: glutathione biosynthetic process. Gene Ontology annotation, molecular function: glutamate-cysteine ligase catalytic subunit binding; enzyme regulator activity. The record is from RefSeq and is a predicted model, not a curated record. The coding region runs from base 465 to 1136 and encodes 223 amino acids. Lineage: Eukaryota; Fungi; Ascomycota; Leotiomycetes; Helotiales; Amorphothecaceae.